UCCUCAGCUGCUUAAAACCCCCCUUUCUUUCUUCCUUUCCCUUCUCAAUUUCAGUUUCUUUUGGCUUUCUCAUGGAACUUCUUCUACCUUUCACACUUUUAAAACAAACCCACUUCCCAUUCACGGGCUAGGCUACUGCUACUGCUAGUUCUAGCUCCCUCUUCUUCUUCUUUUUCCCUUCAUUUCCCCUGUUUUGGAGCCGCUUUGUCCAGAGCUUUGUUUUGAGCUUGCUGUUCAUGGGGUCCUGCCUCAGUGCUAGGAUCAAAGCUGAGAGCCCUCUUCACAAUGGCCUGAGCUCCAAGGAUGCAAGAGAUGGAGAUGAUAAAGGUAAUUCAAUCAGCAAGUCCUCAUCAGUAUCGACCCCGCGGACUCCACGAACAGAAGGCGAGAUCUUGCAGUCCUCCAACUUGAAAAACUUCCCCUACAACGAGCUUAAAACCGCCACUCGAAACUUCCGGCCUGAUAGUGUGUUGGGUGAGGGUGGUUUUGGUUCUGUCUUUAAAGGGUGGAUUGAUGAGCAGUCCUUUGCAGCUACCAAGCCCGGGACUGGCUUGGUCAUUGCAGUGAAAAGGCUCAACCAAGAAGGCUUUCAGGGUCACAGAGAAUGGCUGACAGAAAUAGACUACCUUGGUCAGCUGCAUCAUCCUAAUCUUGUGAGAUUGAUUGGCUUUUGUUUAGAGGACGAGCAUCGACUUCUCGUUUACGAGUUUAUGCCUCGAGGCAGCUUAGAAAACCAUCUAUUUAGGAGGAGUUCUCGGUUUCAACCUCUAUCAUGGAGCCUUAGAAUGAAAGUUGCCCUUGGUGCAGCUAAAGGGCUAGCUUUUCUACAUAGCGACGAAGCGAAAGUAAUAUAUCGAGACUUCAAAAGCUCGAAUAUCCUGCUCGACUCAAGCUAUAAUGCAAAACUCUCUGAUUUUGGAUUAGCCAAGGAUGGUCCUACAGGUGAUAAAAGCUAUGUUUCCACGAGAGUUAUGGGAACAUUUGGCUAUGCUGCUCCUGAAUAUAUGAUCACAGGUCAUCUCACUUCGAAGAGCGAUGUUUAUAGUUUUGGAGUUGUUCUUCUCGAGAUCCUAUCGGGGAGACGAGCUAUAGACAAAAACCGACCAUCUGGAGAACAUAAUCUUGUGGAAUGGGCCAAACCUUACCUCGCUAGCAAACGAAGAAUUCUUCGAAUAUUGGAUGCACGUAUCGAAGGCCAGUAUUCGACAGGAGGAGCACUGAAAGCAGCUAAACUUGCCAUUCAAUGCAUAUCAACUGAACCCAAGUUAAGGCCUAACAUGAAUGUGGUAGUGAAAGCAUUGGAGCAAAUUCAGGAUUCCAGUGAAACAAAUGGAUCAAGAGGUGGCCCUGUAAGCAAACCCCUAAAGAACUCCAGUCAAGGCCGUGGCUCCACAAAUAACAAAGCUGUUUCUUAUCCUAGACCAUCAGCUUCAGUACUAAAUCUUUAGACAUCUGAUGAACCGGCUAACGUUUCGGCCGAACCGGAUGACCCCUCAUGUUUGUAACUGAAUCAUUGUACAGCUUCUUGUUUAAAGAUGUUUGUCUGCAGAAUCAGUCCCCUUGUGUGUUUCCUGUUCUUGCUUGGUAAGAACAAGAUUUCGUUCCACGAAGAGUCAGGCAUCAUAAGCUUAAAACACUCGUUUCAAACAAUGCUUCAACAAAAUAGAGUGUUGUUCUUCUUAUAGAGUUGAGAAUAGCAGAAAAAUUCUACAUAUUCUGCUGUAGUUGUUACUUUUUCCUCUUGGAUCUGGCAAUAAAUCCCUCUGAAAGAUUGAAUUUCCCUUC
Molecule: messenger RNA, 1785 nt
Organism: Cucurbita moschata (crookneck pumpkin)
Lineage: Eukaryota; Viridiplantae; Streptophyta; Magnoliopsida; Cucurbitales; Cucurbitaceae
Product: receptor-like cytoplasmic kinase 176
Exons: 6
Coding region: 237-1448 (403 amino acids)
Biological process (GO): protein phosphorylation
Molecular function (GO): ATP binding; protein kinase activity
Source: RefSeq, a predicted model, not a curated record